AUGAAAUUGGGGAAAGUUAUGAGGGUGUGGGAAAUUAUUGAUACUGUCAUGCUUCACUUGAUAUUCAGAGAAGACAAGAAUGAUGAUGAUGAUGAUGUCAAAGAUAAUUUUAAUGCCGUCACGAACAUAUCAGAUGGUUUAUAUGAUUUAAUAAAAUUCCCUGAAGUUAACCUAAGAAAUUAUUUCCCAGAAGGAAAAAUGUUUAAAUUAUUCAAGAUUAUUGCUCAGUUGAUUGUCAACCAUAAACUUUUAUUUCGAAUUAAAAACAAUCAUGGAUGA
Molecule: messenger RNA, 279 nt
Organism: Clunio marinus
Lineage: Eukaryota; Metazoa; Arthropoda; Insecta; Diptera; Chironomidae
Source: the annotation of a GenBank genome assembly